GUUCACACUGUCGCAAAAACCGCAAACUCUGCUGAAAAGCGUUUGAAAUGAAGAGGACACAGAACAACAACAAGGUGCAUUAAAGUUGUCAGAUACUUCACAGAUCGAGUCUCAGCGGGCUUCAAGAUCCACAUGGCAACGUUCAGCGGAGAAGGAAUAAACCACCUGUUAGUAGAAGUGAGUCCUGACAUCCACAUCUGUGGCUUCUGCAAACAGCAGUACAACAACUUUGAACACUUCUUUGCACACAAGCAAAACUGCUGCCAGAUCCCGUCGACUCAUAUAUCAUCCCGAAACGCUGGGCCCAGUGAGUCAUUUCAGACAUGUGUACCAAAAGUCAAGAAGACCCUCACCAAAGCCCAGAAAGCCCCCUCCAAAAAGCUGAAACCUGCACUAAGUCAAAAAAGACACACAUGCACAUUCUCAGGUUGUACAUUCAAAACUCAGUAUGGCCAAAAAGACAUGGAGAGACAUAUUUUAACACACACUGGUGAGAGGCCUUUCGAGUGUGAACUCUGCCAUAAACGCUUUAGUCGUCGCGAUAAGCUGAAUCUUCACAGCCGUUUGCACACGGGAGAGAAACCGCACAAGUGUAAGUACUGUCCGUACGCAGCGGCCGACAGCAGUAGCCUGAAGAAGCAUCUCCGCAUCCACUAUGAUGAGAGACCCUUUAAGUGUCAGAUAUGCCCUUACGCCAGCCGCAACUCCAGCCAGCUGACCGUUCACCUCCGAUCUCACACAGGUGACGCCCCGUUCCAGUGCAAUCAAUGCGAUGCCAAAUUCAAGAUCAACUCCGACCUUAAGCGCCAUAGUCGGGUUCACUCCGGCGAGAAGCCUUAUAAGUGUGAUCUCUGCGAAUAUCGCUGUGCGAUGAAGGCUAAUUUAAAAUCCCACGUGCAGCUGAAACACAGCGCCUCGGACUCCUUCCGCUGCUCAAAAUGCGAAUUCCAGUGCUCCGCCAAAGCUGCUCUGCGACACCAUUCCCGCCAGCACCAGCCGGCCCAGCCUUUGCAGUGCAGCGAGUGCAGUUACUCCUGCUCAAGCAAGGGGGCGCUCAAGAUCCACGAGCGCGUGCACUCAGACGAACGACCCUUUAAAUGCGAGCACUGUUCAUUUGCUAGUAAGCAGCGCAGUAAUUUGUUAAUUCACAGGAGGAAGUGUCACGCAGAUAAACUGGACAAGCAGGGUAAGUCUGGAAGAGAACGCGAAACGGGGGAGGAGCCUCCGAAACCUCUCAGCUCGCGUUACCGAGCGAGACUGGAAGCAGCACGAGCGUUUCGUUGUGACUUGUGCGAGGCUUCAUUCGUCAGGGAAGACUCUCUUCGCAGCCACAAGAGGCAGCAUAACAGUAAAAUACAACAACAAAGUCAAACUGUUACCAAUCAACCAGUACAAACAGCGGGACAAACCUCCGUCACAGCCGACACACCGUCUUCCUACAACACGACACAUCUUAAGAUCAUCAUGGCGCCCUCUAUAGGACCGGAGGCUACUUUUGUCCAAGCUGCCACUGGAAAGGCUGGAGCCAUUCUACUCAGUCCAGAGGAUCACAACGUGCUUUUGAACCCCGUAAUACAGCACGUCAACAUGCUAGCGCCAGAGUCCGGCCUCGAGCACCAAACGGUUUUACUCACUCAGAUCGACUCCAGUGAAACAAGCCCUCAAACCAGUACCCAUAACUUCAUCGCCUCGUGUUCUGCGUCCGCUUCCGACGGCACACACACCUUCAUAACAUCCUGUUCUGACCUGGAAAGCCUCCACAAGCUCAUCCAGGAGGGUGGGACUGAGGUUACGGUGGUAACGGAGACGAAUCCAGCGAUUGCCACCCCAAAAGAACCCCUGAACAUUGAUGGUUCCUCGUCUCAGGACAUUUCUGAGCACGCUGAAGAUAGUUUAGAUAUGGGUCCACCUGAAACCAUUCUUGUUCAAAGUCUCCCUCUGUCGAUUUCAACACAGGAACAGGACCAACUGUCUCCACACCAUUUAUUUUCAGACUCCAAUACGGUGGACAUCAGUGAUUCGUAGUUUUAUGCGCGAAUAACGAGAUUCCACUGUGAUGUUGACUUUAAUUAGGCUAGACACCAUAUUGAAUUAAAUACGGGUUAAAAUGAGACUGUGAGGAUUGGACUUAGAGUUUUAUAAUGGCACGCACUAUAUAAAGGCCCUAGAUUUUGUAAUUUUCCCAACUUUACAUGCUUUUUUUUCUACUUUAAGUUUCUUUGUUAAGGCGUUUCGUCAACUGGGCAGUUGGUAUUUCAUUAAACAACAAUACAAUCCAUUGAAUGCACUUUACUUCUAUUCCUCACAGCCCCAUUUUCAUUCACAUCAAAAAUUAAAUAUGGUGUUGUCCUGAUGAAGGUCUGACAUGAAGAUAAAAUUAACUGUUUGUUUGGUUAAUUUCCUGUUUCUUUAUCCAACUAAUGCUUUGUUCAUGUUGUGUUGGAAUUACUUUAAUUAUAACAAUUAUAAACCUCAGAAAUGUUUCAGUGUUCAUCCAAAAUGGAUCCAUGUGGAAGUUUGUUGGAGAAAACAAAAGCGCACAUAUUAACACCUGUAAAAAUAGUGUUGAGAUUAAAACCUUGUUAACUUGUUGUUAACUGUGCAAACUGCUGCCAUUUUGGUUCAAUCAUGCACAUUGGUGGGAGAAAUCAGAGCUUUCACAAAAUUAAGAGUGGGAACUUAAAAUUAAGAGUUUGAAAAAGACAUGAAUGGAUCUUACAUUGGAAAAUGUGUAAUUAUUGCAAUUAAUUCUGACAAGAGCUGAAUGCAGCAUCAUUUAUAAGGUUGCCAUGUUGGAUCAGGGAGUCAUUGUUUCAUUUUCAAGUUAUCCAUCAAAUCAAAAGUAGACAAAGUAUGUUUUUCUCCCUCUAUUUUACAGUGAAAUAAACAUUCUUCUUUUUAAAUAAGA
Carassius gibelio (silver crucian carp) is the source of this 2908-nucleotide messenger RNA. RefSeq names its product zinc finger protein 64 homolog (mouse) (gene zfp64). Gene Ontology annotation, cellular component: nucleus. Lineage: Eukaryota; Metazoa; Chordata; Actinopteri; Cypriniformes; Cyprinidae. Bases 133 to 2025 code for a protein of 630 amino acids. The record is from RefSeq and is a predicted model, not a curated record. The transcript has 6 exons.